UGAGCAUGUCGGUCGAUAUUUUUACGCUGGGUGAGCAAUCGCACAUCGAUGAGAUUAUAUCGGAAAUAAUCAAUGCACGUUGUGGAAAACCUCUGCAUCUGGCUGAGUCUGAUAUUGAAAAGAUAUGUGUGCGUUCACGCGAGAUAUUUUUAAAGGAGCCCAUGCUCCUCAAACUAGCGGCGCCAAUCAAAGUCUGUGGCGACUUGCAAGGCCAAUUUAUAGAUCUGUUGAACUUCUUUGAUCAUGGGGGCCAUCCGCCUGCAGCGAAAUAUUUAUUUUUAGGAAACUAUGUUGACCACGAUAAGCAAUCCUUUGAAACAAUAAGUCUGCUGUUAGCCUACAAAGUAAGGUUCCCCGAUCAUAUUUUUCUGCUGCAUGGAAAUCACGAGUCGGGCACUAUAGAGCGCAUCUACGGAUUCUAUGACGAGUGCAAACGAAGGUAUUCCACCAAGCUGUGGCGCACAUUUGUCGACUGUUUCGGUUGCAUGCCUGUGGCAGCCAUUAUAGCCGAUAAGAUCUUUUGCUGUCCCGGUGGUAUAACUUCCCGCCUACACAGCGUAGGGCAGAUUGCGAGAUUGCCUCGUCCCUACAUGGUGCCUGAUAAAGGACUGCUCAGCGAUCUACUCUGGUCCGAGCCGAACUCAAAAAUUGUGGGCUGGAGCGACAACGAUUGCGACACAUUUGGCGUGGAAAUUAUCGAAAAGUUCUUGAAACGUCACAAAUUUGACUUAAUUUGUCGCUCCCAUCAGAUUGUCGACGAAGGCUAUAAGUUUUUCGCUAAUCGCCAGCUGCUCACCAUUUUCUCAGCUCCCAACUAUAGCAGCGAGUAUGAAAAUGCAGGGGCUAUGAUGAAUGUAGAUGAAUCGCUCCAAUGUUCCUUCUUCGCGCUCAGGCCGUCCAGGAAAAUUUGCAUACGGAAAAUACAUUCCACUUUGUGAACUACCGUCUGUAUUUGAUAUGUUUCUGAACUAAACAAAAUUUGCAAGUUAAUAAAAAGUUCUUGAAGAUUAAA
Scaptodrosophila lebanonensis is the source of this 1012-nucleotide messenger RNA. RefSeq names its product serine/threonine-protein phosphatase alpha-2 isoform-like. NCBI's taxonomy places the organism in Eukaryota, Metazoa, Arthropoda, Insecta, Diptera, Drosophilidae. Gene Ontology annotation, molecular function: protein serine/threonine phosphatase activity. The transcript has a single exon. Gene Ontology annotation, cellular component: cytoplasm; nucleus. Bases 6 to 938 code for a protein of 310 amino acids. The record is from RefSeq and is a predicted model, not a curated record.